Molecule: messenger RNA, 151 nt
Organism: Dentiscutata erythropus
Lineage: Eukaryota; Fungi; Glomeromycota; Glomeromycetes; Diversisporales; Gigasporaceae
Source: the annotation of a GenBank genome assembly
UCGUUCUGCUAUACUAUCUAUUGAAAGUAUUUAUAUAACUUAUCCUACCCGAAUCGAGAAUAAAGAAGAACUACAAAAUCAAAUUUUACGACAGGUCGAAAAAUUAAUAGGAGAAAUAACUGAAGCCCGAUUAACAGCAAAGAAAAAAUAA